This is a messenger RNA of Serendipita indica DSM 11827, 3927 nucleotides long. NCBI's taxonomy places the organism in Eukaryota, Fungi, Basidiomycota, Agaricomycetes, Sebacinales, Serendipitaceae. The record is from the annotation of a GenBank genome assembly.
AUGGCGUUAUCACCGCCUAGAAGCAAGCUUUUCGAGGCGCAUGCAAACUCCGCGGCCGUUUGGCAGGCUGAUCUCAAGAAACUGUUCCACCAUGCCAAAGAGCGCUACGCAGAUGUAAUGUGGGAGGUAUCAGACGGUGAUGAUGCCCCUAUAGAAGAAGUAUACGGCCACAAAGCUAUUGUAUACGCUCGGGCACCUAUGAAGUUUCAGGCGUCCUAUUUUUCCUUUCGACCACGACCUCCAGCUACCCCGGACCCAUACGAUGAUGGUUACGGCCCAGAUCAGUCUACCUUUUCUCUGCAAAUUGAACCUUCUUCCCCCUUGGACAGCGUGAUGCAAGACUUUGAUCGGAUACGGGGUGGCUCCCCGUCGCAAAAUGAAGACGGCAUUCUCAGACUCAACACCUCACUCAAUCCAGCUCUCUUCUCCAAUCAACUAGAGUACCUAUACACUGCACAGGGUAUGGGCCAAGCAUUUGAAUGGCUCUUUGAGCCCGAAACACAUGAUUUAGAGGAAUCAGAAGAGGAGCGCCUAGACAAGCUGCGCAAGGAUUUAUGCUACAUGUGGAGAUCUAGGCUCUUUGCCGACGUUAGAAUAGCCCUCGUCGGCGACUUUCGAAAAUCAGAUGUUCCACAAGACGAAGACACGGCAGUCGUCUUCUUCAGCCACCGCUUCAUACUCGUCUCUCGCUCCCCAUACUUUCAUAAAGCCCUACAGGGCUCCUUCCAGGCCCCUUCUCUCCCUCUUGAUGGAACGCUUCUGACACUCCAAUUGCCCUCCACCGCUUUCACCCCGGCUUCCCUUCACUGGGCACUGGGCUUCAUGUACGCUGGUACUCUCAACUUUUCACAUAGGACCUUUGAUCUCGACACUGCGUUUGCCAUCUAUCGGUCCGCGCAGUAUCUCAUCAUGGCGACCAUGAGAGUGGAAAUCGAAGCGUACAUCAUCGAGGAGAUGCUGCAUGGACUCUUCCACGCCUACCUCACUCUUGCCGAAUAUGAAAAAAUCACUGCGGGGAAGUGGGGUGUUGGAGGAUGCCGAUGUCGACAAUGUCAACGGCGUGUUCCGCGCGUGCUCGAAUUCGCCCAGUCUCCCGAUAUCGGGAACAAGACACUAGACAGAGGAGCGAUGCGCGGUCUCCGAAUUCGCUGCCCUGUCCACCAAGACGCGCGCACUCGUGCUCAAUGGCUUGAAGAAACGAACGACGCCUCAGAAUAUCUUUCCACUUUGUUUGCGUCUGAAGCCGCCCUCGCAAAGCUCGAUGUCAUCAAUGACUCGUGGCGGGAUUCGGUCCUCGACCUCGUCACGCGAGCGCAGAAGAAUAUCGAUGAAGUCUUGUGUGACUUUAGCGAAAAGUGCUUUGAGCAGCAAGAGUGGCUGGAGAUUAUGGACUCGGAUGGCACGCAGUUCCAGGAUAUGGACAAGGUCGAUUGGAUCAUGAGGAGCGUUGGGCGAGGGCUAAAGGACACCAAUGCGCCGACGGUGUAUCAGACACUCGUCUCGUCAAUUCUGCUACGUCCUCAUCCAACCAAUACGUCGGCCACGCUUUUGCCCAACAACUCUCCGGUCAGGCUGAGGGUGGAGGAAACUCGAAUGGAAGUGAUUCGAUGGCUUAAAAAGCAUUGGAUCAACGUCCGUAUGGUUGGAGGAUUCGAUCAUCUGCAAACAUGGUCUUUGACCGAGAUUGGCCAUGAACUCGAGAUUAGCAUACCAGACUUGAGAUCAGUCGGUUCCAGUUCCAAGGGCGCUGUUACGCGAACCGGGCUUCAUGUCACUGUUCCGAGGGAGAAGCCAGACCCAGACCUCGAAGGAAACGGCGUCACUGCAACUUCGAUGAGAGCCAACGUGCUCAACCGUAAUGCUGCCAGAAUUAGCCCGAGUAUCGCUCGAGAUCCCAAAAAGGACGUGGUCCACUCUGUCACUAUUACCCGCUCUUCCAACGUCUCUCGACCUCGCGAAUCGGCUGUCGAAUCGAAUGCAGAUGAAGAUACGAGAUCUCGCGCAAUCUCAACCUCCUCCUUUGCCUCGUCUAGAACGGGGCCGCCCCCCGAAGUCGCCUCGACAAGCGACAGCACUCCUUCGACCCCAAGAUUACCAGAGGUAUCGUUUUCAAGGUCCAACACGCUGCACUCGGUCACGUCGACAAACGAUACGCAUCAGACGACCAACUCACUACCAUCAGAGCCACCGGCCAGAAGUGUUACUGGACGACGGACUGUGAUGAGUAAUACGACGUCUGCUGCAGAUAGCCCAGCUUCCAGCAGACCGAAAUCGUUGGCCGCCUCUGUCAAGUCGACGACAUCUACCAUUCGCAGAGAGAAAACGUCUCCAACGAGUCCUACGUCGGCAAACGGUUCCAAUGCGGCCAAUAAUACCAUCAAGGCCAAAGCCGAGCCUCGUAGGAGUACCGUCUCGUCCUCCACGACGCCUGCUAUCACGAAACCCACUCCUCGUAGCUCUGUCGCAUCGAAUCUGUCGCGUCCGAGCUCUCGCGUCUCAGACGCCUCGGGCGUUUCUGGCUCUUUUAAGAGUGCCAAAUCGGAGCUCGAGGUACCUCCCGUUCCACGGGCAAGGACCACGUCUCUCGUGUCGACGACGUCGACUGUCAGCACAAGGACGGACAGUGGUGGCAGCAAGACGGCCGGAAAGACGCGAGGGACGCUGACCGUGAGCACUCCAAAGGUGCUUCGUGCUCGCAAGACCUCUGACGCGUCGGUCGUGUCAUCCGCUUCCGUCUCAAAUCAAAAGGGUACCGCGACGCCGAGACGUCCCUCGUCUCAGGCAUCGGUGCGGUCAACUGUAUCCUCUAAAACGACGCCAGUGAAGCGUACAACUCCGCCCAAAGUGCCUGAUGUGCCAUCUGAGGCGCCAAAGCGCGCACCUCGAGUAUCCACGACUCAGGCACCUGCUGUGCGGACGAUAAAGAAAUCACUUACCACUCCUUCGACACCUGCGGUACCCACAACUCCUACUAAACCCAAAGCAGCGGAACCUCUUGUUCCAACAACACCCCCUGUCGUCGUGCACAUUGCAGAGCCCGAUGAACCGUCUACUCCACCACCCCUACCCGCAAAAGAGCCCAAGAGAGAUACUAUCGAAUCGAUUGGUGGCCUCGCUCCGACGUCGCAAAAGGAUAAACGACCAUCAAACACGUCGACCAUUUCCACCAACUCGGGGUCGACGAUCAAAGUUACCCGGAAGCGUUCCAACGAUACCAUUACCGAACUCUCUGAAAAGGAUGUAUCCACGUUGCGUGCAAAGGCGCUAGCCAGGCUGGUUGGCAAUUCGCCGUCCCCCUCACGUCCUACUGCAGCAGAAGCUGUUUCACCUAUUACAUCUCCUCGGGAGCCAGCAUCGCCUACGCCAAGCCAUAGUACUGCGACGUAUAGCCUCGUAGCGUCCCCGCCAUCGUAUGUCACGCCAGUGACAAACACCGCCCAACCAGCGCCAGAGCCCUAUUAUUACCCUCCAGACACGACGCCUCCUGGAAUCACGCUCAAGGUUGGUAUCCCGUGCAUCAUCGUCUCUCGACGUGCCCGGUUCCGCGCGUUUGCACGGUACCUGGGGGAAGUCUUAGGCGAACGCGGGCCAUGGAUUGGCGUGGAAGUGCCACUUGGCGAAUUCUCCGGAACCGAUAAACUCGAGGGACGUGACUGGCAUGACGGGAGCUGGAAUGGAGUGAGGUACUUUGAAAUUCAGAAUGCUGGAUGGGACGACGACGAAAAGGCCAAGCGGCGUCGAAUGGGGGGACCGUAUGGGUAUGGACGGAAGCGGGAUGGGGAGAGUACGCUUUCGGUGGACCAGCGGUCGGCGAGGAUGCGGAGUGCGAGUCCUGCCGUGUCCGAUGUGAGCACGUACGAGUCUAGGGGUCUGUUCGUUCGUCCGCAGCAGGUUCUCUAUGUUCUCGAUGCGCGGGCUGACUACUAG